This is a messenger RNA of Brachypodium distachyon (stiff brome), 1828 nucleotides long. RefSeq names its product myb-related protein Hv33. Gene Ontology annotation, biological process: regulation of stomatal movement. The transcript is spliced from 3 exons. NCBI's taxonomy places the organism in Eukaryota, Viridiplantae, Streptophyta, Magnoliopsida, Poales, Poaceae. The record is from RefSeq and is a predicted model, not a curated record. Bases 373 to 1209 code for a protein of 278 amino acids.
CCACCGGCUGCGAGAAACAAAUUAACCGGCCGGCCGGAGAGGUGUCUUGAGCUCCAAUCCAUUGGCGCCCCGCUACUAAGCUAUUAGCUUUGCUUGCGCUUGCUUCGAACCCACUUGAUCGCUGCCUCACCUCACUCACUCACACACAGCUCUCUGAGCUCUCCCAAUCCCAGCUGCCUUCUCUCUCUCGCCGACUGUGAGAGAGCGGUUCUUAAUUGACACGCACGCCUUCCCUUCCCUUCUUCCCCCCAUAUAUAUCCGACCGCAUAACCAGCAGGCAACGAACGGUCGAUCGCGCCGGGAGAAGAAGGAAGCAACUGCCGCCUCGCCCUUGAUCGAUCUUCUCGGAGUUAGAUCGAGAGGAAUUAAUUCAUGGGACGUCUGUCGUGCGGCGGCGGCGGCGGCGGGCAGGCCAAGCUCCGCAAGGGGCUGUGGUCGCCCGAGGAAGACGAGAAGCUCUACAACCACAUCAUCCGCCAUGGCGUCGGCUGCUGGAGCUCCGUCCCCAAGCUCGCAGGGCUGCAUCGGUGCGGCAAGAGCUGCCGGCUGCGGUGGAUCAACUACCUCCGGCCCGACCUCAAGCGCGGCAGCUUCUCGCUCCAGGAGGAGGACCUCAUCGUUGCUCUCCACGAGAUCCUCGGCAACAGGUGGUCGCAGAUCGCGUCGCAUCUGCCGGGGCGCACGGACAACGAGAUCAAGAACUUCUGGAACAGCUGCCUCAAGAAGAAGCUCCGGCAGCAGGGCAUCGACCCGGCCACGCACAAGCCCAUCACGGCCAUGCCCGACGCAUUGCCCACCGACGCUCAGGAAGACGAAGACCAGAAGCCGCCUACCGGCGCCGGUGCCCUGGCUCCCAAUCCCAAGCAGCAGGCCGUGUUCGACCCGUUCCCGGCGGCGACCGAUUUCGGCGGCGUGUUCGACCACGACGGCCUCGCCGCCGUGCCGGCAUUGUUCGAGGGCGUCACUGGCGACUACAGCAGCGUGCUGGACCUGGACAGCUACGGGGAGAGCUCCAGCAACAGCAGCAACAACAACUGGAACGGCUGCGGCGCCGAGAUGAGCAAUGUGCUCGACGGCGAGGCGCUGCACUGGGCGCCGAUCAAGGACGACGACGACGCGGCGCUGGGGGAGCACAAGUUCUUGCUGCAGAUGCCUUGCCAAGAACAGAUGAGCCUGCCGCAUUUCGAUUUCAACUUGGAAUACUUCUGAACUCAUGAUCUGUUUUUUCUUUUUCUCCUCCAUUUUUUUACAAUCUUCAAUUUCCGAUUACUCCCAUAUAUACUAUUUACACGACACGACAGUAAUUAAAGGACCGUAGGAAGGUUAAUUAGGGGAUUGUAACUUUGUAAGUAAGCAGAGUACCAUAGCAGAGCACUACCACACAUGUUAAUUUUCUCGGAGACGGUACAGUGGACAGUGGUAGAUCGAGAACUAGGGGUGCAACUUGGUGACCCUCAGGAUACCCUUUGAUCCUUUUUAGUUCAAACAAAUGAACUAGUUUUUCAAAAAAUUAUGUCAUUUUAAAAUUUUAGUUCAUUUGGUUGAACCAAGAAGUGUCAAUAGGUGCCUGAGGAUCACAAACUUGCAGGUCCAUCAAGAACACAAGUACCAGAAGAACAUUCAGCAUCGAUCAUUGUGUAAUGUGUACUAUUACUACUAAACACACUCUUGUAAAAAAUAAACAUCUUGUACUUUUGCACACUAGCUAGUAGUACUAGUGAUCUAUGCACCAUCCCUGGAUAAUUAACCCAGUGUACGUACUUUGGCACUUUGCUGUUUUUCUCAGAAAAGGAAAAGAAAAGAACAGGGUGUACGUACCUUUCUGCUC